UUGUCGCCGAAUAUCAAACAAACACGGUCCUCGCCUCCUUCCCCGCUUCGUCGCCGUGGGUCUCUCGUUCGGAGGGUUCGCCUGUUUUUUUUUUCCUCCGGGAGGCUGAAUGGAAGCAGCAGCCGAGGGAGCGGUCGGGCUGUCGGAGGCCAGGGAAGGGAGCCCGCUAUCCGGGGCCGCAGCAUCCGAUGAUGCGGACACGGUCGUGGGAGUUAGCUACGGGAUGGACGCCGCAGACAUGGACGCUGCUGCUAAGAAAGCCUUCAUCACAGAGAUGCCCUCAUCCUCAGGCCAGCCUGGCCAGGGAAAGAAGAUUGGCCACAGAGGGGUGGAUGCAUCAGGGGAAACUACUUACAAGAAGACCACAUCAUCAGCCUUGAAAGGUGCCAUCCAGCUUGGCAUCGGUUACACAGUGGGCAACCUGAGCUCCAAGCCAGAGAGAGAUGUGUUGAUGCAGGACUUCUACGUGGUGGAGAGCAUCUUCUUCCCCAGUGAAGGCAGCAAUCUCACUCCCGCCCAUCAUUUCCCGGACUUCCGCUUUAAAACUUACGCUCCUGUGGCCUUCCGCUACUUCAGAGAACUUUUUGGCAUCAGGCCGGAUGACUACCUGUACUCCCUCUGUAAUGAGCCCCUGAUCGAGCUGUCCAACCCUGGAGCCAGCGGUUCAGUCUUCUAUCUUACCAAGGAUGACGAGUUCAUCAUCAAGACUGUCAUGCACAAGGAGGCUGAGUUCUUACAGAAACUGCUGCCUGGAUACUACAUGAACUUGAAUCAGAACCCUCGCACUUUGCUGCCCAAGUUUUUCGGCCUCUACUGUGUCCAGUCGGGCGGGAAGAACAUCCGCGUGGUGGUGAUGAACAACGUCCUGCCCCGCGUGGUUCGCAUGCACCUCAAAUACGACCUGAAGGGCUCCACCUACAAGAGACGAGCGUCCAAGAAGGAGAGGGAGAAGGCGAGGCCCACCUUUAAGGACCUGGACUUCAUGCAGGACCUUCAGGAUGGACUGAUGCUGGACCAGGACACUUACAACGCGCUGGUCAAGACUCUACAGAGAGACUGCCUGGUGCUGGAAAGCUUUAAGAUCAUGGACUACAGCUUGCUGCUCGGGGUCCACAACAUGGACCAGGCGGAGAGGGAGAGGCAGAUGGAGGGAUCCCAGGGCGACAGCGACGAGAAGAGGCCCGUGGCCCAGCAGAAAGCUCUGUACUCCACAGCCAUGGAGUCCAUCCAGGGAGGAGCAGCCUGCGGAGGCUCCAUCGACACCGACGACACGAUGGGCGGUAUUCCAGCUGUUAAUGGAAAAGGGGAAAGACUUCUUCUCUACAUCGGAAUCAUCGACAUCUUGCAGUCCUACAGGCUAAUCAAGAAACUGGAGCACACGUGGAAGGCUUUGGUUCAUGACGGAGACACCGUAUCGGUCCACCGGCCGGGCUUCUACGCCGAUAGGUUCUUCAAGUUCAUGAGCAGCACGGUUUUCAAGAAGAGCUCCUCUCUGAAGUCCUCUCCAUCCAAGAAGGGUCGUGUGUCACUGACGGUGCCAAAGUGUGGCGGUCCGGGUGCCGCCUGGUCAGCCAGCCAGCUGCCCUGCGAGAGAGACGAGAAUAUCUACGACCUGAGAGGAGCUCGCAGCUUCCCGACACUGGAGGACGAGGGGCGGCCAGAUCUUCUUCCAUGCACUCCUCCAUCUUUCGAGGAGGCCACCACAGCAUCCAUCGCCACCACUCUCUCUUCCACCACCUCCCUGUCCAUCCCUGAGAGAUCUCCCUCCGACACAGCCGAGCACCCCCGCUACAGGAGGCACACCCAGUCUCUCAGCCACGACGGAAGGACCCAGGAGGAGCUUCGUGUGCGCGAGGAGGACCAGCAGACCAUCACGGUGGAGGUGGAGCUGAAGAGACACGACAGCGAGCCCACCAUCUCUGUCCCGCAGCCUUUACCUGAAACUAGUGAGGUCCAGGAAGCCGCCGGUGCCGAGGCUCCAGACGCCGCUGCAGCAGAACCUUCUGCUUCUUCGUCAGCACCUGAAGCGGCCUCGUCCUCCUCCUCGUCCGCCCCAGCUGCUCCCUCCUCUCCCGGGCCGGCCGAGGAGGCCCCGUCGAGUCCCAAGGUGGUGGUGGAAGCCGACAGGGCCAGCCAGGUGUCCGGCUCAGGGUGCACCAGCCAGGCUUCAGUCGAUGACGACGAUGACGUGCCAAUCACAGAUAUCUACUUUUAAACCCUGUUCUCUGGCAGAGAGGAGUGAACGUCUCGGUGGAGAGGACUCGCCAGUCUGAAGUCCAGACCUCAGUGGUAGCAGCGCGAUCUCUGUCUGAACCAGGAUUUUUAACAUGCAUACAGAAACACACUGAGAGGAAAAAGUGACUUGAGAACCAGAGGGGGAUUCAAAAAAAAAAUAACAAAAAGAAAAACAAACCCGACAGUGAGGACGUCACUGAUUUCCAACCAUCCCUGCCUUUCACCCUCGACCCUUGAAAUUUAUUAUAUCGAUUUAAUAAUUCUGUGUAUGUGUGACAUCGUGCGUAUAAGGCUGCGGUCUUAUAUGUUUGACUUACUGUUUGUUCUGUUUCACGCAAGCACAGCCCUCCAACAGACUUCAAACUGCUGAAUCCGCAGAGCAGCACACGCAGCUGUGAAGUGAGCGGAGCUGCUGGUUCUGGAAACGCCCCCACGUCCAUUUUUACUAAUCAUAUGCUCGGUUGUUGCUUAACAUGGAAACACAGCAGCUCAGGAGGUCUCUGAAACCUGCAUGGCCAGCAGCCUUUGUUGGUGGAUUCAUGAGUUUCAAGAUGCUUCGCUGCAGGAAUACUGUUAAAGUUUUGGUAGAAGAGUUGAUGUUGGUCCUCAUGAGAUCAAAUAAAACCGUGUCCAGCUUAUAAUUGGUGGUCAAACAUGCAAAAUUUCUACGUUUAAGCUGCCGAUUGUAUCAUCAUGUAACAGAAUUUUAAAGCUUUUAGGUUUAAAUGAAUGUCUGUCACAUUCAAGCCGAGGUUACACAAUACCGAUUAAGCCCGUCAACAUCAUGUAAAUCUUCAUGUGUUUCACAAUCGGGCGUCUGUAGUGACAUUCCUGCACAUUAAUUUUACAUCAACCAGCAAUGAUUAGUUUGCCAGAAAUGAAGAGAGGAGCAGCCAAAGUGACACAGAAGAGAAUGGAGGGAAAAAAAAACUUAGGAAGCAUCCAAGAAAAGUUUAUUCUGCUCCAGAUUGUUUUUAAAAGGAAAAGAAUGUGAUCGAUGGCCAAGACGAACACUGUCAACAGUGUUUGUUUGAUUUUUUUCACUGCCAGAAAGGAGAGACAAAUGUUCCACUGCAGGUUUGAACGGAUCGGUGACGGAAUGUAACUGAGUACAUUUACUCAAGUAUUGUCCUAAAUACAAAUUCAAGGUACUUUUCAUACCAUUUUCUACAUUUAUUCCAUCACAUCUCAGAGGGAAAUAUUGUACUUUUUUUUUACUCUAAAGCAUUUAUCUGGCAGCUUUAGUGACUUUACAUUAGAUUUUUUUGCACACAAACUAUAUGAACAACACUGAAAUGACAUCUGAGCUUUUUAAAUGAAGCUGCUCAACAAUUUAUUUGAAGGUAAAGAUGACAUGAUUAGUCGAUUAAUCAACUAGUUGUUCAUCGCUCAGAGGACUUGUGGCAGGAUUCGUUGUUAUUUUCAGAAACAAUCACUUAAUAGGAAAUAAUCAGCAGAUGAAUUCAUAUUGAUAAACUUCAUUAGUUCCAAAUGAGCUCAAACAAAAACAACCUUAAAUUUCUGCUUCUACAUUCAAUCAUGAGUAAUAACAAUAAUCCUGUGAUACAUUAUACAACAGUCUACCAGUUACAGGAGAUGUUUUUUCUGUAUGAAGUGCUUUUAAUACAUUUUUGUCAUAGUAACUUUUACACUGCAGGUGUAACAGAGUACUUUUACAGUAUUAGUACUUUUUCUUAAGUCAAGGACAAAUACUUCCUCUACCACUGGAUUGGAUGCUUCUUACUGAAAUGCACCUUGGGAACUGUAGUUCACUUUUACAUUUUUAUGGGCUUUUUUGUCAAAGGACGCAAAUGUUCAUGUUUUGUAUCAAUGAUUCAAGAGACUUUCUUGUCCAUCUAAGCCACCUCCAACUGUGAGUCCGUUUAAUUCUCAGCGCAGAAAAUAAUGGGCCAAAGUAGCUCCGCUCACCUCACAGCUCUGUAUAAAGCAAACCAACCCUCAUUGCUACUGAGCCUGUAUGCAGUACAGGCAGAUUCCAGGCUGUUGGAGGACUCUGCUCGUGCUCACAGAACACACGUUUGAAUUAAAACCAUCGUUGAGCCAAUCAAAGCCGAACAUCCGGACGUCUCCGUCACGCUCACGUUUCUAGUAGUGAAAAUAUGCAGUUUAGUUUAUCGAAGAAAGAAUGAAAUCAUUUGCUUUAGUGAAUAUAUAGAGAAGUUGUUGGAUUUACAGCAGCGUAAUUUAUAACUUACAUGUUUUUUGCUACAUUUGUUUGUUUUGUUUUUUUUUUAUUUCUGAACUUUUCUGCUUUAUUUAUUCGUCUGUUUCUACUUUAUUGUAAUAUUCACCGUUAUUUUUCACUCUGAAAUGCAGAAAAGGAAAAAAAACGUUUUCUAUUUGCAUCCAAAGAACUUUACUUUUUGAUAAUUUCUUCACUGAAGCUUUUUUUUCUUUCUUUCUUUCUUUUAACAUCCAGUGUUUGUAAAGUCAGUGUUACGGUAUUUUUCACUACAACCCCGUGUUGAACCAUCUCUUGCCUUCGAAAUAGAAGGCAUCAAUUCCAACACUAAGGCAGCAGACAUUGUCAUUACAGUAAUCUUCACAUCAUUGCAAUGUCUUCCAGUGUUGCCCUCGUUUUUGGACAGAUGCACACAAGUCAUUUUUAGGAUUUCACUUCUUUUCUUUUUUUUUUUAUUUCAAGUGGGAAAAUAAUCAGCAUAUCAGUGACAUUUGCUACAUCUGGUCGCCGUCGCCUCCUCACAAUAAGAAAUCCAUCGACCGGACGUUCCAAAUGUUUGUAGAUGUAGAGCAUCAGUCGUAGUAUUUGCAGUCAAUAUCGUACCCGUUGUGUGUGUGUGUGUAUUUGAAUGAACACAUUACGUGUUGAGACGCAGCAGGUUUGGGUUGAAUGUCGUUUGCACUUAUUUCAAAAGGACCUGAACAUGAACUAGUGAUAGAGGCCAAAUAAACAUGCAUCACAUUAUCCAGAAGGCAUAACUUUUUUCAGUCUUUAGAUAAGGAGUUUUCCGCUCACACGUGCUGAUAUUUAGACAGCAUUUAUUUUAGGAUCUCGUGUGUGCGUGUAUGUGCGUGCGUGUGCGUGUCGGUGAAGUCAAUCACAGUCAUCGUAGGGUUAGUGUUUACUGUCGUCUCUCUGUGGCUGACAUCUUAAAAGUUCAAACAAAACGGAUUUUUUAAAAAACUUUCAGAGCUCGUUUCUUCGGUUGGUCGGUACGUUUUCUGUGUGUGUGUGUGUGUGUGUGUGUGUGUGUGUGUUUGUGCGUAAGGGACGACGCAUCAAUGUCAAGACAUUGUAAAAUAGAAAUCAAGUUUGUCGUAAUCAGUUUGCUGUUGUUCAUCAGAUGAAGACCAUAGCAGCAAUAUUUUGUACAGUCUUGCUUUUGAGUUCGUUUUAAUUGCCUUAUUGAGAAAUUUUACAUGUCUGUCUAUUGUUUGUAUGAUUUUUUUUGUUGUUUUUUUUUUUCACUCGUGCUGUUGUAUUUAUUUUUCUUUCUCAUAGUUGUGCUCCUGAGAAUGUGUACAUAAAACUAUAAAUACAUAUAUAAAGAUAUACAAAUAUAUUUUCCAUUUGAAUCGGAGAAUAUUAUUUUUAUUUGGUUUUAUUUUUGCUGCUGGGCAAGAAAUGAUUGCAAUCUACAUAAUUUACUGUACCAUAUUCUUCAGUGUGUUUAUUGGGAUGCAGCUGCUGUAUAUUUAUGGUCUAUAAGCCACAGCUGUUUCUUUGUAUGAUAUCCAGAACUGAAAGGUUUGUGGGUUUUACUGUACAUGCAGAUCAAUAGGGAUUCUUCCAACUGUUCAGCUGUGUUGUGUACGUGUUUUCAAAUCGCUGUGUGCCCUCAUCCGAUAGGGAGAGUCCUUUACAGAGACAUAGCAUGAUUUCAAAAAUGAAUAUGCAUAUCAGAAAUGUGUAUUUAUGUAUAUCUGUGUAUAUUCAUCUAUUUAUACGUGAGGAUAAAUAGAUGGCUGUGUGUGCGUGUGUUUGGACUCAAUCAGAAUGAAUACAAAAUAAAGCAGUUCUAUGAAUUGUUGUCCAUGGA
This is a messenger RNA of Stegastes partitus (bicolor damselfish), 6257 nucleotides long. RefSeq names its product phosphatidylinositol-4-phosphate 5-kinase, type I, gamma a (gene pip5k1ca). Gene Ontology annotation, cellular component: plasma membrane. The coding region runs from base 110 to 2215 and encodes 701 amino acids. Gene Ontology annotation, molecular function: 1-phosphatidylinositol-4-phosphate 5-kinase activity. Gene Ontology annotation, biological process: phosphatidylinositol phosphate biosynthetic process. Lineage: Eukaryota; Metazoa; Chordata; Actinopteri; Pomacentridae. The record is from RefSeq and is a predicted model, not a curated record. The transcript has 17 exons.